Messenger RNA from Cucurbita moschata (crookneck pumpkin), 1315 nucleotides. RefSeq lists its product as uncharacterized. The coding region runs from base 229 to 1197 and encodes 322 amino acids. The record is from RefSeq and is a predicted model, not a curated record. The transcript has 2 exons. Lineage: Eukaryota; Viridiplantae; Streptophyta; Magnoliopsida; Cucurbitales; Cucurbitaceae.
UUUUUUUCCUCUCAUCCUCUGCUUUUUCGCCCUUAAAAACUCCUCCCCUCCUUCAUUUCCGACCCUCUCUCGCCUUCGCCGUUUUUAUUUUCCACCAAACCCUAAAUUGAAAUCUCUCCACUCUUUCAAUUUUGUUCAUCCGAAUAUUCCCAUCUCUUGAUUUUGGUUUUUCGCUUCCUUAAAUCUGUGGUUGCUUCUCUCUGUUCUACCCAUUACCGAGGUUAAGAUAUGGAGAUUCCGGUGAUUAACAGGUUUAGUGGUCUGGAAUCGGGGAUUAGUUCCUUGCCGAAUCCCACUCUCUUGCCCCAGAUUUUGGCUUCCCCAUCUGGACUACAAACCCUUUCUCAAUCCCUAAAUCUCUGGAAAUGGAGCGCUGUGAUUAUCGCUGUUGUUGCUACGUUUAGCGGCGUAAUUAAUCGGAUUAAGCUUUUGUUUGUGAUUUUCCGACGGAAACAACGUGUUUUGCAGGAGACUUUUGCUGAUUCUGACUCCGAUGAUGAGUUCUCUAUCGACGACUCUGCGAGCUCUGUUUCGUCGUCUUGGUCGGAGUUUGAAGAAGACGACGCCGAUGAGCCCGCCUCCUCGUCUUCCCGGUGUUUGGACUUGACUGACCGGGAUUUUGGCGUUAGAGGCUCCGAUUAUUACUUGAACGAUCUUAAAAUGAAACCGACUCUGAAACUUCGGCAUCGGCGGAGCUUCCACAACCAAGACGGAGACGGCAACCAUUUCUCGUGGGCCGAUGUCAGCGGAGGUGGAAGCGUUGUGAAAUUAUGGGACAAUCUCAGAUUUGAAUUCGACCGCCAUCACUCCGACAAGAAUGAAAUCCGCGUCUACGACGUAAUCAAAGAGCAGCAAAUCGGGUCCAUUCUAGCCGGCGAAUCGCAAAUAGCCUCGUCGUUAACGUCGACGUUACUGUUAUCAGCGGCGGCGAAUGUUUCCAGUACAACAUCGGUGAAUCUGUGGGACACGCGCGUGGGUUCUAAAAUCCCGGCGCUAAUCGCCGAGUGGAAGCCGGUGGCCGGUAAGAUCUUGGGGGUCAAAUUCGCCGGCGUCGAAAAGGUGUAUAUUAGAGAGGAAGACGCAGGGAAAAUAAGGGUCGGUGACGUGAGAAACAUGAAAUCCCCGAUAGAAAAUUUAACGGCGGCUGACGUGAAGACUUGGUUCGACACAGACGCGGUGAUGGUUUCAGCGGAAUAGAAGAGAAAAAACCGAGUCAGCAGCUGAGUUGGUGACUCGGGUUAGUUAGACAACAGCUGUUCUCGAUUCUACCUUAAUCAUUAAUGGCUGAAUCAGCCACAGCCUCAAAAAAAAAAAA